Messenger RNA from Volvox carteri f. nagariensis, 1932 nucleotides. RefSeq lists its product as uncharacterized. The record is from RefSeq and is a predicted model, not a curated record. The coding region runs from base 1 to 1932 and encodes 643 amino acids. The transcript has 6 exons. NCBI's taxonomy places the organism in Eukaryota, Viridiplantae, Chlorophyta, Chlorophyceae, Chlamydomonadales, Volvocaceae.
AUGUUCGCCAGUACCUUGAAGGUCGUAAUGGGCACACAUCGUCAUCAAGAACGACCAUCUAACUGUGGCUUCCACCGAUACUUCCCGCCGAGGAGGCUCUGCUUGCCCACCACCGCAAACGUCCUGCUGGUACUGCUGCCGGUGGUGCUGCUGCUGAGUGUGCAAAAGGGAGCAGCCAGCAGCUCAUCACCACCGCCCCCUCCCCCGAUGCCGCCCGUACCCAACUGUGGUCCGGUGACCGUCCUGUACCGUGAUGGUGUCCCUGUCAGCGCUAUUCGGACUCCCGUCCUUGCAGCAGGGACGGGCCAGGAGAUCAGCACCGCGUUCAUUUUGCAGGAUAUGGAUACGGAUUUCUAUGCAGGAUUUUACUUCAAUGGAACAACAAACAUCGUGAUACGCUGGGAACAACCAGAAGAUUGGAUGACGAGUUUUGGCUUGUUAUCCGAAGCCGAAUUCAAUGCAUCUUACAAUGGCAGUGCAGGCUGUGUUCCGCCAAUCACAUCCGGGGGUCCACUUGGCUAUGUUCGAGUAGGCUCUGGAACAACAGUUACCUUCCCCAUUUUCUAUUCUACAAGCACCGACUACUCCAGCUUGAUUCAACCCUGUGGGCCCCCAACAACAUUCUACUACCUCGUGGCCCUGUUCAAUGAAAACGACGGCAGCCUCGCUUGGGCAGCAACUGACUGGGUGGCUGCCAAUAAUGCUACCAAUCCCAUCUGCCCGGACUCCCCCACUGCCUGGGGCUAUAUCAAGUUCGGCAUAAGCUACUGCCCCUGCCCGGCUCAGCCCCCGCCGCCAAGUCCCCCACCUCCGCCACCUAUGCCGCCUGCACCAUCCUGCGGUGUCAUACUGACAACCAGCCAAGGUGUACCAGUGUCGGGUAUCAGGGCCCCAUUUCGUUCCAGCUGGACCGGAGAGGAGAUCAGCCCGGCAUUUAUCUCUGUUCAACCUGACCCCAGCAUCCCUGACCCAAUUGCUGCCCUUGGCCUUCCAAACCUCGUGAUUGAAUGGCAGCCAGAUAGUACCGUCUCGGUGUACGGAAACUUUUUCUUCGAGAGCCAAUUUCAGAGCAUGUAUAAUGGCAGCACCGGCCCUAAAUCCCCCAAGGCGCCCAGCCCACCAAAAGCGCCCAAGGCGCCCAGCCCACCAAAGGCGCCCAAGCCCCCCAAGGUUCCCAAGGCACCGCAGCUCUCACCCCCACCCCCAUUCGGCGGGGGCAACACCUUCCUUGUGGACAACUUCCCCUUCUUCGCGUCCUGCAAUGUCCGUGACACUAAUCUGCGGCCGCCCUACCGAGCAUCAAUCCCAACGGGGCCCCUGAACGUCACCGCCACCACCGCCACCUACUGCUUCCAGCUGGUAGCCACGAAUAGCAGCGGCAGCCCCUGUGCGGGAAUGAGCAUUAACAGACUGGAGUUUAUCGUCAACAGCACUUGUGUCAACGAGGAGCCGAAGGCGCUACGUGCUGCCACCGUCAAUGGUACUUCAGUUUACCCGCUUUUCAGCCCCAAGACCUGGAAGGGCGAGUUGUACGGCAUGAUGACGUUCCGCCGACUGAGCGAUAUCUUUCCCACAACCCCCUCCGGUAGCUUGUACAUCUGCUUGGAGCUGGCUACUCUCUCAUGGGAUCGAGUCCCCGAAAUCACCGCCAAUGCUGCCGUCCGAGCGUUACACAACGUGGGGUCCCGACCAGCACCGACCAACCACCCAGCACAGGCUAGACAUGGCCCGGGGCCGCUAGCCGAGCCAGUUCAAACUUCAGCGGCUGCACGGCUCAUUUCGCGCUAUCUGACUCAACCAAGAUCCUGUCAUUCACCUUUUCCUCUUACACGCAACCGGAUAGGCCUAAUUGCAGCUGGCUGCGCCUGCUUUCAGACAACGCGGAAUAAGGAACGGAGUCAGUUAAUCACCGCAUCGUCCACUUCUGGGUGA